Messenger RNA from Oryctolagus cuniculus (rabbit), 758 nucleotides. The record is from RefSeq and is a predicted model, not a curated record. NCBI's taxonomy places the organism in Eukaryota, Metazoa, Chordata, Mammalia, Lagomorpha, Leporidae.
GAGUACAGCAAGAGCAUGGGGAAGCAAAAGAAAGCAAGGAAGUAUGCGACCAUGAAGCGAAUGCUUAGUCUAAGAGAUGAGAGGCUUAAAGAAAAGGAUAGAUUAAAACCUAAGAAGAAGGAAAAGAAGGACCCCAGUGCACUGAAGGAAAGAGAAGUCCCCCAGCACCCUUCCUGCUUAUUCUUCCAAUAUAACACUCAGCUGGGCCCACCUUACCACAUCCUCGUUGAUACCAACUUUAUCAAUUUUUCCAUUAAAGCCAAACUGGACUUAAUACAAUCAAUGAUGGAUUGUCUGUAUGCCAAGUGUAUUCCUUGUAUAACUGAUUGUGUAAUGGCAGAAAUUGAGAAAUUGGGGCAGAAGUAUCGAGUGGCACUAAGGAUUGCCAAGGAUCCAAGAUUUGAGCGAUUACCAUGCGCACACAAAGGAACCUAUGCAGAUGACUGCCUAGUCCAGAGAGUGACUCAGCACAAGUGUUACAUUGUGGCCACAGUUGACCGGGACCUAAAACGAAGAAUCCGGAAGAUUCCUGGAGUUCCUAUCAUGUAUAUUUCUAACCACAGAUACAACAUCGAGCGAAUGCCAGAUGAUUAUGGAGCCCCUCGGUUCUAAUCCUUCCAAGACAAAGUUUCCUGGCCUUCCUUCGACCAACUUUAUCUGUUGCCAAAUGACUAAACAUGCUAUAGCAGGAAUUACUAUUCUCUACACACUUUUGCUGUAUUAUGAACUGAGUUUGAUCAAAUAUACAUAAUUUUUUA